AUUCUUUUGGUUACAAAUGUAUUUCUUAAAUCCAUUUAUUGAUUAAUAUACAUACCAAUAAUGUCGAUUACAAAAAACAAAAAAAGAUAUUUCUUCUUGAUUUCUUCAAUAGUUACUAACUGUAUAAAGUCUUAAACUUUAUUGCUUUUGUUUCCUGUAAUGAAAUCAUAAUUUUUAUAAUUAUAAUUUCACAAGAAAUUUGCACAUUGUUUGCCUUCUUUCUCUCUUCAUUGCAUAUUUUAUGAGUGAUUCUUUCUCUUCAAAGAAACUUAACUCACAAUUUCUCUCUUCUUUUUCUUUGCUGUUAGUUGUUAUGGCUGAAAAAAGAGUUAAGACGACAUUGAUGAUGAUGGGUGAGGAGGAAGACAGACUUUCGAAACUACCUGAUUCACUCAUCAUUCAUAUUCUCUCAUUUCUUUCAACUAAGGAUGCCGUUUCGACUUGCCUAGUUUCAGAUCGUUGGAAGCUCAUGUGGUAUUCUGUCCCCAAACUCUCUUUUUCUGAUUUUGAUUGGCCAAAUAAUCCGAAAAAGCUUUACAGUUAUGUUAAUAAUUAUUUGGAACACCGCAAGAGAGGCAUGAAUUUUAUCCGCGAUUCAGCCAUAACUAGUUUUAGGCUUCACAUUCAUUAUUUGGAACACCGCAAGAGAGGCAUGAAUUUAUCCAAGGUUUCCCACUUGGAUAAAUGGUUAGCUUUCAUAGCUGAGAUGAAAGUCAAGGAAAUAGAUCUUUGCGUGAACAGAACAGUGAUUAACAAUAUUGGUUUUCACUACUAUUCCUUGCCUAAAACACUAGCAGUCAACUUAAGAUAUUUGACUAUAUUGAACUUGACUUCGGUGGAGUUGGAUUCUAGUUACUCGUUUAGCUUUCCAUCUUUGAAAACAUUAUCAUUGACUUAUGUUAGGCUUGGAGAUAAUGUAGUAGAGAAGAUAUUGAUGGGUUCCUCUUCCCUUGAGAGGUUGCGGUUGCAUUUUUGUUAUUUGUCUAGUGAUCCUCAGCUCCGCAUCAAAAUACAACAUAGUUUAAGCCUCAAGUUUUUGGAUAUUAUACUCCGUAAGGAUUUGGUGGAGCAAAUCGAUCUCAUAAAUCUUGAAUCUUUGUUCCUAACAGGUGUUUCCUUUGAAAAGAUAAAAGUCUCUGCAUGCAAGGCAAUUAGAAUUCUCAAGUUAGUAAUAAAUCUUGAAUCAUCAUUUGAACAUUUCAUUUCUAAUCUUCCUCUUCUUGAAGAAUUCACUUUUACCAAGAGGCGUAAAUGUAAGUUAAAGCACAUUAAAAUCUCGAAUCAACACUUGGAAAAGCUCUUUGUACAUAACCCUUAUAAUGAAGAAUUGAAUGUUAUACUUAAAUCAACUCCGAAAUUAACGACAGUUGUUUAUACUGGUUGCAUCAAAUUGAGUGUGUCAAUGGAGUCUUCCAAUUUGUUGUUUGGAACAUUUGUGAUUCUUGUGGCGCAAGAGAACUAUGACACCGAUUGGUUUGUCAAUUUCAUGAAUUUUCUUUUGAAUCUCAAGUGUUCUUGGAGAAGCAUAGAUAUUCAUGUUAAAUCAGAUAAGGCUCUUUUCUUUCCAGAGAAGUUGAAAAGGGUAUGUCGUUCACCUUUGGUUGACUGGAAAAAUCUUACAUUUUUUACUGAGUAUGAACCGGAGAGGGAAUCAAACUUAAAAGAUGCUCUGCAAUGGAUUUCUCCUACAUUAUCUUUGAAGAAAGGGCGUCAUUAUUACCAACAUGCUUUUAAAGUUUUUGAAAAGUAUAAAGAUGAGUUCUUGUGAUUAUAUUAUAUCUUCAAUGUCUUGUUACUUGGCUGACUAAAAAUUCAAGAUUAUAUUCAGUAGCCUCAUUAGGAAAGGUGAUGAAAAAUUAGUUUGUCAAAUGCUGGACAUUUCUUAGCUGUAUAAUAUAAGAUUCUAAAGUGACUUUCUGCUAU
Messenger RNA from Cannabis sativa, 1923 nucleotides. Its product is annotated as F-box/FBD/LRR-repeat protein At5g53840-like. Bases 242 to 1768 code for a protein of 508 amino acids. Lineage: Eukaryota; Viridiplantae; Streptophyta; Magnoliopsida; Rosales; Cannabaceae. The record is from RefSeq and is a predicted model, not a curated record. The transcript is spliced from 2 exons. Gene Ontology annotation, molecular function: protein binding.